Nannizzia gypsea CBS 118893 is the source of this 1095-nucleotide messenger RNA. RefSeq lists its product as hypothetical. Lineage: Eukaryota; Fungi; Ascomycota; Eurotiomycetes; Onygenales; Arthrodermataceae. The record is from RefSeq and is a predicted model, not a curated record. The coding region runs from base 1 to 1095 and encodes 364 amino acids. The transcript has 3 exons.
AUGUCUCAACCAACUCCUUAUCGAAGGGGCUUUAAUAGAUUCACCCUAGAGCCUGAAGUUGGACCUGUGGAGUUUGAGAUGGCUCUAGAUAUAGAAGAGCAGGCGCGUGCAUCAGAGCUAAACAAGCUGCAACUACGGGGCAGUUGGGGUGAGAUAGACCAUAACUCUGAUAAACAUGAGAGAGGACGAAAUGGCAGAAGUACACUCGUACUGGAGAACAAUCCCGAGCCCCUUUCACCGAGGAGACUCAGCCGUAUAUCACCAAACCCGGAAUUCAGAUUUCCUCCAGAGUCAUACUAUAAAAAUGUAACGGGAGCCGAGGACAUGGAUCCCAUGAAGAAAUCCCCUCAGCUCAGCCGGGAAAGCAUUGACAAUCAUGGUCAGCCACAGACACCGUCACCUGGAUACACUAGCAAAAGUGGCCAACGGUACUCUCAUCACCGUUUUAUAUCAGAAGCAGAAAGCUACACGGCGCAUUGGGAGAACAGUAUUCUCUAUGACAAGGACACAAACACGCGGGUAUCUUCGCCCAGUUUCUCCCAGCUGCGGUCAGGGUAUAGAUCGCCAUACUUAGGGCCGGUUGGUUGGACAAUACCAUCCAAAUACUAUAGUAUGACCAGAAGAAGUUCACGAAGAGCUCUGAACGCAAAGGAAGCUAGAAAUGGCGAAAAUCACAUUUCUUCUGUCGACCCAAACACCGGUUCACCCAGGGAAAGGGUUAGAAAGAGGAAUACACCAUACAGCUGUCGUGCGUCGAGGCCGUUCUUAAUAUAUCAAGAUCCAGAAUGGGUAGCUCCACCUCGCGGAGUUACGGACGCGUACUUCGACAGUACAGCAAGCGAUGACAAGGAGAACAGUGUGCCUGACGAAAUUGAAUUCGCCCAUGACGGUGACGUGCUUGUUGGCGAACGCAGCAUGGAAAUCCAAGUUGAGAGGCCAACAGAAGCAAACGGCAGCAAUGGUGAUGGAGACGAUGAGAUGGAUAUCGAUGGUAAUGAAUUUAGAAUUACCCCAAUUCGGCCAGCAAGACAGGAGGAGCCACGAUAUCGACAUCGAAGAAACACUAGCUCUAUGUCUUCCUCUUCGAUAUUUUAA